This is a messenger RNA of Musa acuminata subsp. malaccensis (wild Malaysian banana), 3427 nucleotides long. RefSeq lists its product as uncharacterized. Gene Ontology annotation, cellular component: small-subunit processome; Pwp2p-containing subcomplex of 90S preribosome. Gene Ontology annotation, biological process: rRNA processing. Gene Ontology annotation, molecular function: protein binding. Lineage: Eukaryota; Viridiplantae; Streptophyta; Magnoliopsida; Zingiberales; Musaceae. The record is from RefSeq and is a predicted model, not a curated record.
CCACGUCUCCGCGCGGCGCCCCGAAACAAAGCUUGCGGUGUUGAGCGGUUCGCUGCUUCUUCUCCGCCGCCCGCUGCUGGCUUCGCCGAGCUCCCCUUCUCUAGCCUUGCCUCGCUCUCGCAUCUUGCUUCGCCCUCUGAUCCACGAAGGGAGGGGAGACUGAUGGGUAUAUUCGAGUCAUAUCGAGCGAUCGGCUACAUCACCAGCAACGUCCCCUUCGCCGUCCAGAGACUGGGGACGGAGACCUUCGUCACCGUCAGCGUUGAGAAGGCGUGGCAGAUCUACAACUGUGCCAAAUUGACUUUGGUGCUUGGAGGUCCUCAAUUGCCAAAGAAGAUCAGAGCUCUUGCAUCUUACAAGGACUACACUUUUGCUGCAUAUGGAACUAAUAUUGGAGUUUUCAAACGUGCACAUCAGAUAGCCACGUGGAGCAGACAUGAAGAAAAAGUUAAUCUUUUGCUCGUAUUUGGAGAUCAUGUCUUGAGUAUUGAUGUUAAAGGGAAUAUAUUCAUUUGGUCCUUCAGAGGAAUGGAGCUGAACCAUGAACCAGUUGGGCAUAUUCUGUUGGAUGACAAAUUCUCCCCAAGUUGUAUUAUGCACCCAGAUACUUACCUUAACAAGGUUAUUAUUGGUAGUCAUGAAGGUCAGUUGCAGUUAUGGAACAUCAGCACAAAGAAAAAGCUUUUUGAAUUUAAAGGAUGGAGUUCAUCUGUUUGUAGUUGUGUUGCCUCACCUGCACUUGAUGUAGUUGCAAUUGGCUGCUCCGAUGGAACCAUUCAUGUCCAUAAUGUGCGUUAUGACGAAGAAUUGGUUUCCUUCACACAUUCUACACGUGGUGCUGUGACUGCCUUAUCAUUCAGAACUGAUGGGCAGCCUCUUCUAGCAUCUGGGGGUUCAUCAGGUGUUAUAAGCAUAUGGAAUCUGGAGAAAAGAAGACUUCAUUCAGUGAUAAGGGAUGCUCAUGAUGGAUCAAUUAUUUCGCUCCAUUUUUUUGCCAAUGAACCUGUUUUGAUGAGUUCAGCAGCAGACAAUUCAAUUAAGAUGUGGAUUUUUGAUACAAGCGAUGGGGAUGCUCGUCUUUUACGCUUUCGAAGUGGUCAUAGUGCUCCACCUCUAUGCUUAAGAUUUUAUGGAAAUGGAAGACAUAUUUUAUCUGCUGGUCAAGAUCGUGCUUUCCGCCUUUUCUCAGUUAUUCAGGAUCAACAAAGUAGGGAGCUUUCUCAGCGACAUGUAACUAAAAGAGCAAAGAAGCUUAGGACAAAGGAAGAAGAAAUCAAGUUGAAGCCUGUUAUUGCAUUUGAUUUUGCCGAGAUCCGUGAACGUGAUUGGUGCAAUGUUGUUACUUGCCAUAUGGAUACACCACAAGCUUAUGUUUGGCGGCUUCAAAACUUUGUUCUCGGCGAGCAUAUUCUGUCACCAUCUGCUGGUGUCCGAACUCCUGUUAAGGCUUGUGCAAUAAGUGCUUGUGGUAAUUUUGCUGUCUUGGGUACUCAAGGUGGUUGGAUCGAACGGUUUAACCUCCAAUCAGGAAUCAGCCGAGGUACUUAUGUAGAUAUCUUUGAAGCACGACACUAUGCACAUGAUGGGGAAGUGGUUGGAGUUGCUUGUGAUGCUACAAACAGCACACUGAUAAGCGCAGGGUAUAAUGGUGACAUCAAGGUCUGGGAUUUCAAAGGUUGUGAACUAAGAUCCAGUUGGAAAAUUGGACAACAUGUCAUUAAGUUUGCAUAUCACCGAGCAAAUGGUCUGUUGGCAACUGUAGCAGAUGAUAUGGUUCUCCGGCUGUAUGAUGUUCUAGCGCUGAGGAUGGUUCGUAAGUUUGAAGGCCACACAGACCGUGUCACUGACUUGUGUUUUAGUGAGGAUGGGAAGUGGCUUUUAUCUUCGAGUAUGGAUGGAAGUCUUAGAAUUUGGGAUGUCAUAUUGGCAAGGCAAAUAGAUGCAAUACAUGUUGAUGUUCCUAUAACAGCAUUAUCUCUGUCUCCUUCAAUGGAUGUUUUGGCAACCUCUCAUGUUGAUCAAAAUGGUGUAUACCUUUGGGUUAACCAGACUAUGUUCUCUGGAUCCACCAAGGUGGAAUCUUAUGCAAGUGGAGAACAAGUUAGGAAUGUUCAAAUGCCAUCUGUUGCUCCAAAAGAAGGAUCCGAUGAGGAAAAAAUGCUUAAAGCUGGGGAUCUAAAUCAAAUACAGAAUGCCUAUCCUGUUCCUCAUCUUGAUAAACAGUUGCCUAAGCUUAUUACACUGUCCUUGCUUCCUAGGAGCCAAUGGCAAAAUCUAACUAAUUUGGACAUUAUAAAGGCUCGUAACAAGCCAGUUGAGCCACCAAAAAAGCCAGAAAAGGCACCUUUCUUUUUGCCCUCAAUUCCAUCUCUUUCUGGGGAAAUAUUAUUUAAGCCCAAUGGUGAAGCUACUGAAGAAAAGGAUACGGAAAAGAAGAUGACUGAAAAGAAGAAGUUGGACCUUGCUUCACAAUUUAUUCUGUUACUGCAUUCUUGUAUGGAGACAAAGAAUUUUUCAGCAUUCACAGAUUAUAUUAAAGGUUUAUCUCCCUCGAGUCUGGAUUUGGAACUCCGUAUGUUACAGAUUAUCGAUGAUGAUGAUGAUGAUGAUGACAUGGAAAGUUUAGAUGAGAGAUCAGAACUAGAGUCUAUUGGAAUGUUGUUGGACUACUUCAUCCAUGAGGUUUCCAGCAGGAAUAACUUUGAAUUUAUUCAAGCUGUUAUUAAAUUGUUUCUGAAGAUUCAUGGUGAAACAGUGCGAUGUCAUUCAACAUUACAAGAGAAAGCAAAGAAGCUUCUUGAAGUGCAAAGCUCAGUGUGGCAGAGGGUAGACAAAAUGUUUCAGAGUGCCAGAUGCAUGGUCACAUUUCUCAGCAAUUCACAGUUCUGAUUGACAGAUGCCUUGUGUUUUGUGCUGCAUUUUUAUGUAUGGACAAGAACUGUAAGUGUAUACGGUGGACUAACUCAAGUCUUAUCGCCUGAAGUUACACUGACUACAUCCUCAGAUUCAACUUGUAGGCAGACUCCACUUACAAACUCUGGUUAACCCCAUAUCGCAGCAAGUCUUGCAUUGGAGAACUGAUUGGCCAUCAGAUUUUGGUUAAGAAUGCAGAGGUCAUGAAUGACUGCUUAAGCCAGAUUCAAGUUUUGGCAUCCUAGUUUUGCUAAACUUUUGACCCGUGGAUACAUCAGCGUUCCAGAAUUCUCUCACGGUGUCUGCCUGCAAACCCCUCAACUGUAGUUUGCUCUGAUCUUUCAACUGCUGGAUGAUGCCGAGGAACUGCAUAAACAUCGGAAGCUUGCCUCCCAAACUUAAUUGUAUUUCCAGUUCUUUUUUCCCAUUGUGUUGAAUAUUUUAUUCUGUGAGCUGAAAGAUUAAAUGAGUAAAUUCAAAGACAACGGGUAGGGGGUGCUCGUGACUUUAUGUG